Molecule: messenger RNA, 5783 nt
Organism: Oncorhynchus tshawytscha (Chinook salmon)
Lineage: Eukaryota; Metazoa; Chordata; Actinopteri; Salmoniformes; Salmonidae
Product: protein ABHD15-like
Exons: 3
Coding region: 622-2163 (513 amino acids)
Molecular function (GO): short-chain carboxylesterase activity; monoacylglycerol lipase activity
Source: RefSeq, a predicted model, not a curated record
UUCUGAGGUUUCUCUUGCUCACACUGCUGUUGAGAUUGAGCAGCGAAGCGUUCACAGCUCUGCAUUAUAUUACUGACAAUUCAAAGGCGCGCGCCGAGAACACCAUGUAUCCCGAUUUGGAACGACUUGGAGAGGGGGUGUCCAUGCCUUUCAUGUGGUGAAGGAGAAAACACUUUGCUUAAUUUACCCAGGAAUAGACGUAGAGGAAGGCAGCCCUUCUGGAGUGGAGUGCUUUGUUUUGAAACACAGUAGAGGCGACGGUGGGUAUUCUCCAGUAUACAGUUACGAUCAGCCAUCGAAACUUCUGCUUCAAGAAUCUGUUUUCAAUAAGGAUUGCUUCUGAACUGAAAACGUAAUUAACCAUAUAAGGCUGGAGAUGUCACAGUUGAAAUGUUACUGUAGGAAAGAAAGUGGAGACCCUGUUGUGCGCAUUCUGGUUUAUCCCAAAGAAAGCAAGUAGCCUAUAUGGUUACGCGCACGUUGUGCUUUGUGAGAAGAGGAUUUCAACCAAACGAAAAUGGCCCGGAUUAUUCUUUGCGCUUUGACAUUAGUUUUGGCUGACUUUAAUUAAACAUAACUGUAGGUCUAUUGAACAUCCGUGGAAUUGACCCCAUAGUCCAAAUGAUGGAAUGGCUCGUUGCUUUGUGUAUUGGGAUUCUGGUGGCCGUCAUUUGGUCAGCUUCGAAAUAUUUUGGUACCCAGGGCGAGCCAGACGCACUCCUCCAGGGGCUCGGAAUUUCACGGCGGCAGACGAAGGAGAUGGUCUCGGAGAGGUGCGUCUCAGACCGGGGGGUCCCGGUGGACGGUGCUAAUGCCCAGACAUCCGACAGGGCAGGUGAGAAUAAAGUCCCCGAUGUUGCGCUGAUAUGCAAACCCUCGGCGCUGGCCAACUAUCUCUUCAAACACUGCAGGACUUUCAGCAAUUUCACAGCGUGCACUGGAUGGACUUGGCGGGCGAGUGCGUUUCUUCAGACAGUUUACGGCGCGUGCUGGCCGUACGAGAGCCCGGCGUAUUUCGUGCGGGACUACCUGCAGUUGAACGACGACGGUCUGGUGGCGCUGGACUGGGCAGUGUCGAUGGCCGGUGCGUCGUACCAGAAACGGAGGAGAACCUCGAGUAAUUCCACGAGCCCAAUCCUCCUCAUCAUACCCAACUCUUUUGGGAAAAUCACUAGAAAUGUGCUGAAGCUCUGUGAGGUGGCGUUGUCCCACGGCUACCUCCCUGUGGUGUUUAACCGGCGCAGCCACAACGCCACCCCCCUCAGCACCGUCAAGCUGCAGCAGUUUGGCGACCCAGGGGACCUACGCGAGGCUGUGCGCUACAUGCGCUACAGGCAGCCCGUGAGCCGGCUGUACGCGGUGAGCGAGAGCACGGGGUCCGGCCUCCUCCUCUCCUACCUAGGAGAGUGUGGUUCAUCCAGCUACGUGACGGCUGCCGCUUGCCUCUCGCCAGUGUUCCGCUGCCAGAGCUGGUUUGAGAAAGGACCCAUCUGGCCCCUACACUGGGCUCUGGUGACUUACCAGAAGAUAUGCCUCAACAGGUACAGGACCGUGCUGGGUGAGACAGUGCACACCGAUGCCCUUUUCUCCAGCUGUUCCAUGCGUGGCCUGGAGGAGGUGUUGUUCUGCCAGCAGCCAGGCCCUAAAGGAGCCCCGGCCCUAGCAGGGGGCACCAGCAGCAGCAGUGGGGGAGCCUGGGAGGCCUACUGGGAACGCAAUGAACCCCUCCGGGACGUAGACGAAGUCGCCAUCCCCGUUCUGAGUGUCUGUGCUCAGGAUGACCCUAUCAGAGGAGACCCCCAGUCUACCCUACCCCUGGAACUCUUCGAGAGCAACCCCCACUUCUUCCUGCUGCUGACCACCAGGGGGGGACACUGUGGCUUUAACACCCAGGAAGGGAGUGCUUUCUCUGGGGGAGGGACCUUUGGAGGGACACCUGGGACUAGCUGGAGCCACCGGGCCCUGCUGGAGUUCUUUAGAGCCACCACGGACUUCAUUGCGGCAGAGGAGAGGGCUAAGCAGGCUGCCAGACGGAGGGGCCUGGGGGGUAGCAGCCAGGGCAAAGUCUUCAGACAUCGUAGUGUCAGUAGCUGUAGGAGAAUGCCUGCAUGCUCACAUAAUAUACACACUAUCUACAACUGGCAGAGGUCUUAUACACGAUGAGCUGGGGUGAUGAUAUUGGAUAUUAUGGAUCAGAAGGGAUUUAUAUUAUGGAUGAUAAGGGAUUUAUAUUAUGAAUGAUAAGGGAUUUCUAUUAUGGAUGAUAAGGGAUUUAUAUUAUGGAUGAUAAGGGAUUUAUAUUAUGGAUGAUACGGGAUUUAUAUUAUGGAUGAUAAGGGAUUGAUAUUAUGGAUGAUAAGGGAUUUAUAUUAUGGAUGAUAAGGGAUUUAUAUUAUGGAUGAUAAGGGAUUUAUGUUAUGGAUGAUAAGGGAUUUAUAUUAUGGAUGAUAAGGGAUUGAUAUUAUGGAUGAUAAGGGAUUUAUAUUAUGGAUGAUAAGGGAUUUAUAUUAUGGAUGAUAAGGGAUUUAUGUUAUGGAUGAUAAGGGAUUUAUAUUAUGGAUGAUAAGGGAUUUAUAUUAUGGAUGAUAAGGGAUUUAUAUUAUGGAUGAUAAGGGAUUUAUAUUAUGGAUGAUAAGGGAUUUAUGUUAUGGAUGAUAAGGGAUUUAUAUUAUGGAUGAUAAGGGAUUUAUAUUAUGGAUGAUAAGGGAUUUAUAUUAUGGAUGAUAAGGGAUUUAUAUUAUGGAUGAUAAGGGAUUUAUAUUAUGGAUGAUAAGGGAUUUAUAUUAUGGAUGAUAAGGGAUUUAUAUUAUGGAUGAUAAGGGAUUUAUGUUAUGGAUGAUAAGGGAUUUAUAUUAUGGAUGAUAAGGGAUUUAUAUUAUGGAUGAUAAGGGAUUUAUAUUAUGGAUGGUAAGGGAUUUAUAUUAUGGAUGAUAAGGGAUUUAUAUUAUGGAUGAUAAGGGAUUUAUAUCAUGGAUGAUAAGGGAUUUAUAUUAUGGAUGAUAAGGGAUUUAUAUUAUGGAUGAUAAGGGAUUUAUAGUAUGGAUGAUAAGGGAUUUAUAUUAUGGAUGAUAAUUUAUAUUAUGGAUGAUAAGGGAUUGUAUCUGCAGCACAAGAAAGCUUUGCAUUUAACGGCUGAAUAUUAAUCUGUGUGCAAGCAGUCACCUGGGUAAUUGACAGAACAUGGUUUCAUUGACACACACACACACACACACACACACACACACACACACACACACACACACACACACACACACACACACACACACACACACACACACACACACACACACACACACACACACACUCAGAAUUUAAGGAUGAACACUCCAAAAUACACUACGUGUAACCAGAAAAGCCUGUGUGUGUGUGCGGGUGGGUGUGCGUGUGCCUCUGCCCAAUGACUGUCCAAAAAUACCCGUCUGGACACUGGACUGCCAGUAUUUCUCUGAUGAGACCAUCAGAUUCAUGGGGAAACUAUGUGUAAUGAUAUGGUGAUGUUUUGCUGAACUGGGUGGAACCAGUUGGGGUUGUGGCUUUUCACACAUGUUGUAAUUCAAACUCUGACUGGGGUACAUUGAAUGUAGCUGCAAUCUGCAACUUUGAAUUGGCGCUGUUAGUGACAUGAUGAUUUUCCUGUAGUUUUCUAAACAAUGUUAAACGAGUGUUAAACGUGUUAAAUGAUCUGAAUCAUUGUGAAGGAACGAUGUGAAAAAAGAAAAAGAGGGACUGUAUCAUGGAAGGAUUUCAUGAAUUACAGUAAUGUUGUGUAACAUUGUAUCAAUUUAACAGUCUUCAGUUACUGUAUGUAGAACUUUAUGUACAAUACUGUAUGUGUCAUACUUAGAACUUUGUGACUAUGUACAGUAUAGUUCUGUUUCUCUGAGGAUUCAUCAAACACAUGGAGAGUUUUCCAUUUAGACGUCUCCUAAAAUAGCUCUAUGCCCAGAGCGAUACCACUGUCUUUGUGUGUGUGUGUGUGUGUGUGUGUGUGUGUGUGUGUGUCUGUGUGUCUCUGUCUGUAUGUUUGGGGUGUGCAUUCGUGUGUGUGUGUGUGUGUAUGUGUCUGUAUGUGUGUGGUGUGUAUUUGUGUGUGCAUACGUGUGUGUGUCUGUGUGUGACCGUGUGAUCUGAUUAGAUAUCUCUCCACGGUGUGUCCCUAAAGAUCCUCAUCCACACAGACAGCUGCUACUGCUAGACCACAGAGCCAACUCUACAGUUAGCAUCAAGCCCUGAACCUUUACAAAAUACACUACCCAUCCUUGGUGCCACGACUCCAGGAUUACUAAAGUCGUAUCUGUAUUCCUACCUUAUUGUACCAGGGCCAUAGGUGUAGUCUACGAUCGCUCCACUUAUGUAAACCUAUGGUUUUAAUGUAUCAAUUUGCACCUACAUUGUAAUGACACUGUAACUACCAUGUAAAUACAGCUAUUACAUAUGAUCCCAGUGCCCAGACAACUUCAGCAUGGAACAUAGCCACAGUUAUUUGUUACAACAGUCUUUCUGGUUCUACAAAUGACAAUGAGCCGAAGCAGCCUGCCUAGAAUGCUCAUUAUUUUGUUGUUCAUUUUCAUUUAGUGAAAUGUGAACUAGAGCAGACAGACAUAGGGGCGACAGAAACAAUAACCACCAGGCCUCUCAGUCUCUUGGCCCAAUGAAGUUGUUAACAUUGAAUUGGCCUUUAACACGUUGCUUAUUGAAUUCAAGCCCCAAUGUCCGCGUCUGUCCAAUUGAAUUUGCAAUGAUUGAUAUUGCAUUAGCGUUCAUAGCUUCUAAUGACCGAGUCCCUUGAUAUGAUCAAGAUAUAUUCAUAGGUCAGUGAGAGAACCUGUAGAAUACAGAGGAUAUUAUAAUGGAUUUGUUUGAUGACUAAGAGGCUAGUGCUUUGUUGACAUACUGUAAUAUUUCACUAAGGUGAGGACCGCCAUCUUGUGGCUAUUGGGUGCAAGUGACAUUCCACAAGUUUUGAAAAACCAAAUACUCUGGAGAAUAUAUCUAUAUAUUUUUUUACCUUUAUUUAACUAGAAAAUUCAGUUAACAACAAAUGCUAAUUUGACGGCCUAUCCCAGCCAAACCCUAACUGGGCGAUGCUGGGCCAAUUGUGUGCCGCCCUAUGGGACUCCAAAUCAGCCUGGAAUCAAACUAGAGUCUGGAGUGACGCCUCUAGCACUGAGAUGCAGUGCCUUAGACCGCUGCGCCACUCGGGAGCCCAUAAAAAGGCUAGAUAGCCACUAAUACAGCCUUGAAUAUAAGCUAUGUUGUGUUUCAUGGAUACAUAGAGCACCACAGCUUCACAUGAAUCUAUCUUGAUUUUCACAAGAUACCUUUUUAAGGAAUGUUACAAAAUGCUGCCAGUCACUUUUUACACAUUUUAUAAUGCACUCAAUGAAAAAAAUACAUUAUUGGAAUAAUUCAAGGACUAACUAUGAUAUAAUUCAAAAACCGAGUCUGAAUAACAAACAUAAAACAACAGCAACAUUAAUACAGUAUACAUUUCCACCCGUAUGCACAUGAGAACAUGUGUGAAGGGCAUAUCGCUUAACAACCAGAGCAGAGCCUUGUAAAGCCUUUAUGGCUCCGCUAUGACCUGUCUGCAUGACCUACAUUUCUAAUGAUGCUCUUACCUUGGCGUUAUCGUCUGAUCUAUUUACCCAUCACAAUGACCUCAUGAAGAAUGUGGCAGCACUGGCAUGGUUUCUGAAUGGGGGAUUUUUCUCUGUCUCUCUGUCUCUCUCUCUGUCUGUCUCUCUCUCACUCUCUCUGUCUGUCUCUCUCUCACUCUCUCU